GGAGGAGGCCCCUGAGGUGAGAAAAUGUCCGGCAGCAACGACUGGUUCCCGAGCCCGCGCCCCAGCUUCGCCCAGAUGCUGAAGAAGAACCUGCCCGAGCAGCCGCCUCCGCAGACGGCGGCCGCCCCCGCGGGCUUCCCCGCCGAGAGCCGCGGCCUGGCGGGCAUGGCCUCCAAGCUCACGCCAGUGACGGGUAAUUUUCCAGAACCAUUGCUUUCCAAAAGUCUUUCAUCUAUUUCAAAUCCUGUCCUUCCUCCAAAAAAAAUACCCAAGGAGUUUAUAAUGAAAUACAAGCGUGGAGAGAUAAAUCCCGUGUCAGCAUUGCACCAGUUUGCACAAAUGCAGCGGGUCCAACUUGACCUUAAGGAAACAGUAACAACAGGUAAUGUUAUGGGACCAUACUUUGCUUUUUGUGCCGUGGUGGAUGGUAUUCAAUACAAGACUGGACUGGGACAAAAUAAAAAGGAGUCUAGAUCCAAUGCAGCAAAGUUAGCUCUUGAUGAGCUGCUACAGUUGGAGGAGCCUGAACCAAGGACCUCAGAAACAUCAGGCCCCCCUCCUAUCCCUGCAGAGCCUGUUGUCUCCCCGGAACCAGCUUAUGUCUCCAAAGUGCAUUAUGAAGGGAGACACAUUCAGUAUGCAAAGAUUUCGCUGAUUGUUAAAGAAACAUUUAAUCAACUAAUUUUUAAUAAUUCAGAAUAUCUAAAAUGUAGUAAUUCAUUGGCUGCUUUUAUAAUUGAGAGAGCUGGACAGCACGAGGUGGUGGCGGUGGGCACCGGCGAGUACAACUACAGCCAGUGCAUCAGGCCCAACGGCCGCGUGCUGCAUGACACGCAUGCCGUUGUCACCGCCAGGAGGUCCCUGCUGAGGUACUUCUAUCGGCAGCUUCUGCUCUUCUACAGUAAAAAUCCUGCUAUGAUGGAAAAGUCAAUAUUUUGUACCGAACCAGGUUCUGACCUACUCACUCUCAAGCAGAAUAUCAACAUUUACCUCUACAUGAACCAGCUGCCUAAAGGAUCAGCCCAGAUAAAAUCACAGCUGCGUCUCAAUCCACAUUCCAUAUCCGCAUUUGAAGCCAACGAAGAACUGAGUCUUCACGUGGCCGUCGAAGGCAAAAUCUACCUGACCGUCUACUGCCCUGCUGACGUUGUGAACCGGGUCAGCAGCAUGUCGUCCAGUGACAAGCUAACGCGGUGGGAGGUGCUGGGGGUGCAGGGCGCCCUGCUGAGCCACUUCAUCCAGCCCGUGUACAUCAACAGCAUCCUCGUGGGUGACGGGAGCUGCCAGGACACCAGGGGCCUGGAGAUCGCCAUAAAGCAGCGCGUGGACGAUGCACUCACCUCCAAGCUCCCGAUGUUCUACCUGGUCAGCAGGCCUCAUAUCAGCCUGGUCCCUUCUGCAUGUUCUCUGCAAGCAGCCUCAGAGUGCAGAUCCCUGAGUCUGAACUGGGCGCAAGGGGACAUUUCUCUGGAGAUUGUGGACGGUCUGAGUGGGAAGAUCACUGAAAGCUCCCCGUUCAAGAGCGGCGUGUCCAUGGCAAGUCGACUUUGUAAGGCUGCAAUGUUAAGUCGCUUUAAUCUGCUCGCCAAAGAGGCCAAAAGGGAAGAUUUACUCCAAGCCAGUACAUACCAUGCAGCUAAGGGCAUGUCGGGCCCCUACCAAGAAGCGAAGGCCCUGCUGAGGUCCUACCUGCGGCAGCACGGCUACGGCUCCUGGAUCGUGAAGUCUCCCUGCAUAGAGCAGUUCAGCGUGUGACCGGGCAGCCGCUGUCGUAUUAAAAAUCUUUUAUUUUUGGUGUGUUUUGACUGCUAAACAUAUUUUUAAAAAUUGCU
This is a messenger RNA of Talpa occidentalis (Iberian mole), 1832 nucleotides long. RefSeq names its product adenosine deaminase domain containing 1 (gene ADAD1). The record is from RefSeq and is a predicted model, not a curated record. Gene Ontology annotation, biological process: RNA processing; adenosine to inosine editing. Gene Ontology annotation, molecular function: tRNA-specific adenosine deaminase activity; double-stranded RNA adenosine deaminase activity; double-stranded RNA binding. NCBI's taxonomy places the organism in Eukaryota, Metazoa, Chordata, Mammalia, Eulipotyphla, Talpidae. Gene Ontology annotation, cellular component: nucleolus; cytoplasm.